Funneliformis mosseae is the source of this 153-nucleotide messenger RNA. NCBI's taxonomy places the organism in Eukaryota, Fungi, Glomeromycota, Glomeromycetes, Glomerales, Glomeraceae. The record is from the annotation of a GenBank genome assembly.
AUGGAAUGGCAUAAUAUUAAUGAAAGAAAAUGGCGUAGAUACAAGCGCACUGACCAUGGAAUCGAUGUAGCUCUUAAAAGUCUUAAUGACUCAUCAGAUUUCAGCUACGAAUUUUUAAUCAAGGAACUAUGGUUUAUGUUUAUAUUGUUAUGA